Messenger RNA from Pestalotiopsis fici W106-1, 240 nucleotides. Its product is annotated as Cytochrome c oxidase-assembly factor cox-23. The coding region runs from base 1 to 240 and encodes 79 amino acids. The record is from RefSeq and is a predicted model, not a curated record. NCBI's taxonomy places the organism in Eukaryota, Fungi, Ascomycota, Sordariomycetes, Amphisphaeriales, Sporocadaceae. The transcript has 4 exons.
AUGGCAUCUCAAGGUGACAACGACAAGGACCCUUGGGACAAGGAGACCAAGCGAAAGUUCGAGAGUAAAUCCAAGAGCGAAUACUUCGAUCCCUGCCAAGAAGCCGCCGAGCGAAGCAUACGGUGUUUGAAGAGGAACGGAGGCGAUCGGGCCAUGUGUACAGACUACUUUGAGGCAUACCGUGAAUGCAAGAAAGAAUGGAUCAAUAGGCGUAAGAAGGAGGGCGGCUCUUGGUUCUAG